Messenger RNA from Sclerotinia borealis F-4128, 1989 nucleotides. The record is from the annotation of a GenBank genome assembly. NCBI's taxonomy places the organism in Eukaryota, Fungi, Ascomycota, Leotiomycetes, Helotiales, Sclerotiniaceae.
AUGUCGAGCAGGAGGCAACCUCUCUCGACCAUCUCCAAUGCUGCCAAUUCCCCCUACCGAGCGGUAACUUCGACUACCACUAAGCAAAAACGUUCAUAUGCCAAUAUACAACGCGAAGAUGCAUAUGGACAACCACCCCCAGCGAAGAAGCAGAUGCUAGAUGUGCACCAAACUUUGAGAACACCUCCACGUCAAAGUGGUAGUCAAGUAUCGGCUGAAGGAAGGGUGUUCACUCGGAAAUCGAAUACCCAGCCAUCCAAUUUCGAGCGGAAGUGUGUGGCAGUUAGAGAUAAAGGUUCUCAACAACAGCAGAUCACCAAAGCAGACAAAGUACCGGAGGAGAAUUUGAAUUUGGAAUCGAUACGUCAAUGGCAAAAACACUACAGGAAGAGUUUUCCAAAAUUUGUUUUCUACUUCGAGAGUAUACCAGAGGAUGCCCGGCUGAAAUAUACCAAACAGGUCCUCGCUCUAGGUGCACGCGACGAAAAAUUCUUCUCUAAUGAGGUCACCCAUGUUGUCACAACUCGUUCGAUCCCACCGGAAACUCCCUAUACUUCUUCAAAUACCGCCGAAUUACAUUCACAAUACGGCACUAUCAAUCCCUCUUUACUAGACAGAUCCUCUGAGACCACAGAGUCAAGAGACUCUAGGUCGAAGUUUACAUUCGAAGCUCCUGUUCCCAGAAGACUUGGUGCCCAAGGACAUGACGGAGACGCAAGACGACAGCAAGCCCGCAGCUCGGAUGUAUUACACAAAGCACGAGAGCUGGGGAUGAAAAUAUGGGCCUUAGAGAAAUUGCAGCGAAUGAUGACCACAAUGUUUGACACGGAUACUGGCUACCAAACAGCACACAGUCACAACACAAGGAGUCAUUCUGUCCAGGGCAACACAACAGGUAGAGCAGGCCGAGAUACUGACCUCUCCCAGUUACUGAGAAACGAGCGGAUUCAUGGACCAUCUGAUCGAGAUCACAGUGUUGCUACGAAAGAGAUGACUAUAUUUCGAGGGCCUUAUAUCUACAUACAUGAUAUUGAUGAAAAACGGAAGCCGAUCAUGGUUCGAGAGUAUACAAAGGUUGCUAAUAAGGAAGAAGGAGAUUGGCCUCAAUUCCGCAGUGUUGCAAAUGGCAAAUGUCCAUUUGUGGAGGAAGUAGAGUACAGUCGUCGGGAAGUAGAGAAAGAAAAGGAAUUAAUCCGUGUCCAGAGGCAAAAAGAGAAGGAAAGGGCUGCGAUACCGAGGACAAGAGCUGCUACUGCGGUAGAAGCAGCCAAGAUGCAGCCACCGAAAGCCAUCAGCAAACGAGCAUUAGCUCAGCUUGAUGACGGAGCAAAUCGAAGCGCUACUGUCUCGACGAAGCAACCCAAUCCGUUCGAUACUAAUCAAUGUCAUCGUACGGAAUUUGAGUCUUCAUCCCGAGGUCAGAACGCGUUCGUCAGCCGUGCUGGUGUUGGCCGAUUGUUUGGCGGUGAACCAGUUGCAUCAGGAGUCCAGCCAUCGAACAUCACUUCUGCUAUUCGCUCUCAGAUGAUCUCUUCAACGGCAGCUCAACCUGGACUCAAAGCUGGAGCAAGCAAAGAGAUUCAUGGCCUGCAAAGAAAAGUUCUGGAGAAGACGAGUGGUGGUACUGGAUCCCAUGCAUCCCAUCGUAUGACCGAUAUCACUGCCGCCGUACGAGAAAACGUAGCAGCUCGCCCUGCCAAGCGAGAGGCACAAAAGAAACUCGGUGUUAUCGAAGAGGACGAUAUCAACAUAGAGAAAGAGGAUGCGGCUAGGAAAGUUGAGACUGCUCGCAAAGCUAAAGCUGUCCAGCAAAGAAAGCAGGAAAAGCGUGAUGCAAAACCCGGAUACUGUGAGAAUUGCGGCGAAAAAUUUGAGGACUUUGAUGAGCAUGUCCUCUCACGCAAGCAUCGUAAAUUCGCGGAAAAGACCGAUAUUUGGAAAGAACUUGACGCCUUGUUGGGUCAACUUGUUCGACCUUUUGUAAGAUGA